Patella vulgata (common limpet) is the source of this 2941-nucleotide messenger RNA. Its product is annotated as hemocyte protein-glutamine gamma-glutamyltransferase. Gene Ontology annotation, biological process: peptide cross-linking. The record is from RefSeq and is a predicted model, not a curated record. Lineage: Eukaryota; Metazoa; Mollusca; Gastropoda; Patellidae. Bases 163 to 2535 code for a protein of 790 amino acids. The transcript has 16 exons. Gene Ontology annotation, molecular function: protein-glutamine gamma-glutamyltransferase activity.
UUUCUAGGUCGAGUUAUAUUUGUUGAAUGAACGAGAAUGACAUAGGAAUACGUUGGUAACAUCGUGAUCUUCGAUCUCGUAAUAGCAAUUCGGAGUUGUUUACUUGGAGAGAUAAAAUAAAUAACCCACAUUUCAGGCAGAAUCUGCUGUUAAUAAUUCAGCAUGCCAAGGCCUCCCAGAUCCUUAGCCUUUCACCAGGGUCACGGUAGAUUUAAUCAUAUUGCCCGUGCUUUCCGCACGGGUUAUCCUCUUGGGUUAUGGAACUGCUCAUCCAGGGCUAGAGACCAAGACAGUGAUGACGAUGAUGACAGCUGUUUUGUUCACUAUGGAUGUCCACCAUCGUAUGACGACGAUCCAUUUGGAGCUUUUCGCAGAGUUAAUACACCGUUCGGUGAGAUAGACGACGCCGAGUCCUCUGCUAAUAACAGCAAUAACGAGAUCUUGACGCUAAAAGUAACUAGUGUGGGGUUUAAUAUAGUUGAAAACUGCCGCCAUCAUCAUACCAGUGAGUUUGAUAUAACUCAAUCAGAUGAAACACCCAAUCCCCAGCUGGUUGUACGACGUGGUCAACCUUUUAACAUCACUGUAACAUUUAACAGACCUUAUGAUAAAAGUACAGAUGAUCUUCGUCUUGUCUUUCAAGCAGGUGACGAGCCGUUACCAAGUAAAGGGACUGAAGUUGAGAUUGUUCUGUCAGAUGUUGACCUACCAAAAGAAUGGGGAGCAAAAAUAACAAAACCGGAGGGAAACUUACUUUAUCUGACCAUCUUCACUCCACCAAACUGUUACAUAGCUAAAUGGAAAUUGAAAGUAGAUGUUCUGAAAAAAGCCGACCGGAAGACAACUAUUUAUAGAUAUAGUCAUAGAGAACCUGUUUAUAUUUUGUUUAACCCCUGGUGCAAAGAUGACAUGGUCUAUAAAGAAGAUGGGUUACAGGAAUAUGUAUUAAAAGAUACUGGGAAAAUUUAUGCUGGCACGGAGGAAGAUAUCGAAUCUAGACCGUGGAACUUUGGACAAUUUGAAGAGCAAGUAUUGGACUGUGCCAUGUAUCUGUUAAAUAGAUCACAAUUAAAAUGGCCGGCACGUGGAAACUCAAUCAAGAUAAUCAGACAGUUAACUGCAUUGGUAAAUGCGCCUGAUGAAGGAGGGGUAUUAGAGGGUAACUGGUCUGGAGAUUACAAAGGUGGCAAACCACCUUUAACCUGGACUGGCAGUGCACCUAUACUACAAGAAUUUUACACCAAGAAACAACCUGUUAAAUUUGGACAAUGCUGGGUCUUCUCUGGUGUCUUAACAACAGUAUGUCGCGCUCUCGGCAUUCCCGCCAGAAGUGUCACCAACUUUAGUUCUGCUCACGAUACAGAUGGCAGUGUUUGCAUCGACAUCCAUUUUAAUUCAUACGGCGAAGUCGAUGAAAAGACCAACUCGGAUUCUGUCUGGAAUUUUCAUGUAUGGAAUGAAGUUUGGAUGGCUAGACCCGAUUUACCACCAGGUUAUGGAGGCUGGCAGGUUGUGGAUGCCACACCACAGGAGAUCAGUGGUGAUGAAGGAUACUGUUGUGGCCCAGCUUCUGUUGUCGCUGUUAGAAAAGGCGAAUUGGGUCUAUUGUACGAUGUAGAUUUUGUAUUUGCUGAAGUCAAUGCUGAUAUUGUACAUUGGUACCCACGUGAUGGUUCCUUUGUUAGAACAAAGACCAUAAACAACUGUGUUGGCCUUGAAAUAAGUACCAAAUCUGCGGUAGGUGACGAAAGAGAAGAAAUAACGUAUGGCCAUUAUAAAUAUCAGGAAGAUUCACCAGAAGAAAGAGCAGCUUUACUUAACGCCCUUGGAAAACGGGACGAUAGAAGGUUAAACCAAAGAGACCAACAGUAUGAAAGCAUGUAUGACGUAGGACCAAAAGAUGUUGAGUGUGAGCUAGUAGUAAAAGAUGGUGUGUCGGUUGGUCAGGACUUCGAUGUUGUUCUCCAAGUGAAAAAUAAAAGUAGCGAAAAUAGAACCGUAGGGGGCCGACUAGCAAUUAAGACCAUGUUUUAUACUGGUGUAGAAGGCGAUAAAGUUAAAAAACUACAAUUUCAAGAUUCCGUACAAGGAGGAAAAUGUAUGGAACAAGUAAUAGAAGUUCAAGUUGAAGAUUAUAGAUCUAAAUUAAAGGACAUGUGUAUGAUAAAACUGACGGCUAUAGCCAGGGUUCAAGAAACUAAUCAAGUAUUGACUCUGCAGAAAAUUCUUAAGCUAUCAAAGCCAUCUUUAACCAUCAAGGUUCCAUCCAUUAUAUAUCAGAAGAAAUCAUUCGACGUAGAAGUAUCGUUUACUAAUCCUCUAGACCAAAGUUUAACUAAUUGUUAUUUAGAAGUUGAGGGUCCUGGUUUACAAAAGAGGCAAAAACACCCACAAAGAAAUGUCAAACCUAAGCAAACGCUUGUAACGAGCGUCGAGUUGACCCCUAGAAAGAUUGGUGAGAGAGAACUAGUUAUAAUAUUUAACUCCGACCAGUUAGAAGAUAUAAAUGCUUCUAAAGUUGUUCAUGUAAUGUAAUUAUUGCAUCCGAUGAUCUUUACAACAUAAAACAUUUGGAUCAUUUUGAAGUUACUUGCCUAUAUGCCGGAUAAAAUAUCUGGCAGAUCUGUUAUCAGUAUAAUUAAGUAAAAAGUUGUUUGGUAUUUCACAAAAUUGUUAGAAUUAUUAUAUGGAUUUCAAACUGUGUUAUUAUCACUAUAUUUUUCCACUUCGCUAUUUCAUGGGAUCGUUUCGUAGUUUGUAUUUUCACGCUGUUAGAAUUGUCGGAAAUCAAGAAAUCUGUGAUUUUAAGAAAAAUUGCUGUAAUUUGAAUAAGAAAUAUUGCUGUAAUUUGAUUAAGAAAUAUUGCUAUAAUUUACGAAAUAUUGCUGUAAUUUGAUUAAGAAAUAUUGCUGUAAUUUAAACGUUGUAUUUCAAAUUUCAA